Molecule: messenger RNA, 1736 nt
Organism: Sciurus carolinensis (gray squirrel)
Lineage: Eukaryota; Metazoa; Chordata; Mammalia; Rodentia; Sciuridae
Gene: Ciart
Product: circadian associated repressor of transcription
Exons: 6
Coding region: 736-1608 (290 amino acids)
Biological process (GO): negative regulation of DNA-templated transcription; circadian regulation of gene expression
Cellular component (GO): nucleus
Molecular function (GO): RNA polymerase II cis-regulatory region sequence-specific DNA binding
Source: RefSeq, a predicted model, not a curated record
GGGGGAGUGGAUUUGGGGGACUGCACGCAGAUCUUGGUAUUGGUGGGGAUUGCAUCACCUGGCAGGCGCGACUAUAGAGGGACCAACGCAAGGAUCUUGAUCAAGAGAGAUUGGGAAAGGUUAGGAGGUCGGUCCCUGUGGGGGUAAUUUUCAUAGGGACGCUAGUUAGGUUAGGUAGGUUCAGGUGUGCAGAUUUACACUCGCGGGUGGCGUGGCUUCAGAUGGCAACUGAGAGGUCGAACUGGGGAACAAACCAGGAGAACAGCAGAGCAGGGGAAGGUAUCUAGUAAGAUAUUUACUCCGAACCGAGGGAAAAGAACAGAGGAUGUGUCAGGCCAAGAGCUGCUCUGCAGAGACCAAAGAGGCAGCCCCAGUUUUUUAAUGAGUGGGGGUAGAGGAGAUGACUUUUUCUAUUGUCUCUAUUGGGGAGGGGAAAUAGAGGUGUUAUCCCGUGCAGUGCACCUCAGUCUCCCAGUCCAUUUCGUAAUUCUUAGACUCUGGUUUCAAACUCCCUCGCUUUGCUCUUCAGUUGCAGGUUCCGAUCUUUGGGUGCUCCAGGAGCUACUCUCCACCCCCUGCUUCUGGACCUAUGGAUUCUCCAUCUAGUGUUUCUUCUUAUUCCUCCUCCUCUCUUUCUCCCUCUUUUUCCACCUCCCCAGUGAACGGCAUCGUCGCAAGGUUUCCAGUAACCAACAUACAGCAUCUCACCUGGAACAGCGAGGCUUGACUUCUCCUAUGACGGGAUCUGGGAUUAAAAGAUCAAGAGAUGGUGAAUUGGAAACCUGUCUAAAAAUCCAGGGUUGUACCACAGAGGGAGACCUGCUCUUUGCUCAGAAGUGUAAAGAGCUCCAAGGAUUCAUCCGCCCCCUCACAGACCUACUGAAUGGAUUGAAGAUGGGUCGCUUUGAGAGAGGAUUGAGCAGUUUCCAGCAGAGUGUGGCAAUGGACAGGAUCCAGCGCAUAGUAGGUGUUUUGCAGAAGCCUCAGAUGGGGGAGCGUUAUCUAGGAACCCUGCUACAAGUAGAAGGGAUGUUAAAGACUUGGUUUCCUCAUAUCGCUGCCCAGAAGUCAUCACUGGGUGGUAGCAGACAUCAGAUGGCCAAGAAUUUUCCUAGCCACCACAGUGAUGAAACUACUUCUAUGGAAAAAAUGGGCCAGACACAGCUAGGACAUUUAGUUUUGAAACCGAAGCAGUCUUGGCACCUCACAGAAUGGCCAGCUAUGAACCUCACCUGGAUCCACACCACCCCUAUUUGCAACCCCCCUCUAAGUUCCCCAGGUACCAUAUCUUUUAGCCAUGAUCCUGUAGGCACUGGAACUAGCAUUGGUGUCAUCCUUUUCCUCCAGCAUGGAGUGCAGUCCUUCACCCACUCUGCUCCUACCACUCCAGUUCCAUCUACUGCAGCAUCUCCUGGUGAUCCUAAGAAACUAUCUGGAGAGGAACCUCGCUGUCACAGUUUGCCAGUAACUCUACCAUCAGACUGGAGCUGCACUCUGUCCUCUCCUGGUCUACCUACCAUGACUAGUGAGAUGAACAUAGGAUACCUAGAGGAGCAGAUGAAAAGCCACUCUCCAGUUGUUUCUGAUGCCCAUCUCCUCAACCCCUAACCCAAGCCAUGCAAUUGUCCUCUGUGAUUCCCCGUUUGUGUAAAUAUAUGUACAUAUGUUUUUUACUUCUAAUGUGUGCAUUUGUGUUUAGGGGAGAUAAAUCCUUCCUGGUUAAAUAAAUUAUUUAC